GCCAAGCAUCCAAGUCCGGCUCACUGCGACCUCAAGCCCUAUUGGAAGUGCAGCAUUAGCACUCGAUUUGUCAACAUCCCCGUCGUGGCCUUUUGCCAGUGGCAGCAUCGCCCUAUCCCUAUGCAAAUACUGGCCGCCGAAUGCACAUGGCGAAUAGAGAUUACUCAUCGUGGUCGGGCUGCAGUGCCGAACCCGACCACGACUGGCGAUGCUGCCUCGUAGAAUGGAAUGGAUUCCGUGUUUAUGGAAUAUCUACAGCAUCUCUUCAUCGGGAACAUUUAUAUAGCACGCGUCUUUUCUCUCCCUCGUCCCUGAGUUCGUGAUCAUUAUCAUCCACACCAAGACACUCAACACCCUCCAUUCCACUUCUUCAACAGCAUAGAAUCCAGCAAUAUAAAAUAGCCCAAAAUAGCCAUGGCAACUACAUCAGCAGCGCCCUCCACCACGGUGGUCCGAGAUGUCGCCCCUGGCAUCACCCUUUUCAGCAUCCCCUUCACCAAGGGCCCCCUCAAGCUCGGCGGCGCCAUGACGGUCAUCAAGCUCUCCACCAGCGGCGCCCUAGCCGUCGUGUCCCCCAUCGCCCUCACCGACGACGUCCGGGCCAAGCUCGCCUCCCUGGGCGGCGAGGUCCGGUACCUGGUGUCCCCCAACCUCGAGCACCACAUCCACAUCAGCGCCUGGGCCACCGCCUUCCCCGGCACGCACGUCGUUGUGGCCGAGGGCCUGCCCGAGAGGCGCGAGGCGCGGCCCGAGACCAGGGGCACGACCUACGGCACCGUCCUCACGGCCGCCAAUAAAAGCAGCACCCGCGUCGGCGCCGACUUCGACGCCGACCUCGACUGCGAGUACGUCGACGGCAGCAAGAGCCGCGAGCUGGUGCUGCUGCACCGCGCCUCGGGCAGCCUGAUCGAGGGCGACGUCGUCUUUAACCUGCCGGCCCGCGAGGCCUUUUCCGCCUCGGGCGUCGACCCGGCCGCGGGGUUUGUCGCGAGGCUGGUGGGCGCCGUGUUGCAGACGGCGAGCCCGGCCUGGCAGAGGAGGGUGUCGUGGUACGCGGCCGCGUCGGACCGGGCGCGCUUCGCAGAGUCUGUCAAGCGGAUCAACGGCUGGGAGUUUGACAGGAUCAUUCCCUGCCACGGGGACGUCAUCGAGUCGGGCGGCAAGAAGGUGUUUGCCGACAUCUUUGAGCCGUAUCUGAAGAUGUAACCUGGACCGUUUGCUUUCUUUCUGUGUUUUUGUUUUCAGGGGCGUCUUUGUCACUUCUGUUUUGCCCACUACUCAGGAUACACCCCUUGUGUCACUCCAUGUCUACCUGCCGCAGUACUUAAAUUCUAGCUGGUAAUAAUAAAGAACCAAAAGGUAAAUCACAAUAGCAUUGAACAGGACUAAUUCUUCUGC
Molecule: messenger RNA, 1398 nt
Organism: Gaeumannomyces tritici R3-111a-1
Lineage: Eukaryota; Fungi; Ascomycota; Sordariomycetes; Magnaporthales; Magnaporthaceae
Exons: 1
Coding region: 415-1206 (263 amino acids)
Source: RefSeq, a predicted model, not a curated record